Colletotrichum lupini is the source of this 5595-nucleotide messenger RNA. RefSeq lists its product as uncharacterized. The record is from RefSeq and is a predicted model, not a curated record. The coding region runs from base 1 to 5595 and encodes 1864 amino acids. The transcript has a single exon. NCBI's taxonomy places the organism in Eukaryota, Fungi, Ascomycota, Sordariomycetes, Glomerellales, Glomerellaceae.
AUGUCUCCCAAACCUCCCGACGAGAAAGCAUCGCCGGACGCUGCGCCAGCGGCGGCUGCAGCAACCACGAAACCCUCCACUCCCGCCACCAAAGAAAGCAAUGCGCCGCCCACGACUCCCAAGACCGCCCCUGCCCGCCCCCGCGCAGCAACCAUGAAGAAACCACCAGAACCCCCGACUCUGCUCGCCGACUUCCUCAGAGGACGCCCCUCUCCACAGCGCGUCGCCGCCGAGCGCAAGCGAAGAAUGAGUCUGGAUGCUGUCAAGGCCGAGCUGAGAGCCGAAAUGCGGCAGGCUGCCGUCGCAAAAGUACAACAGCCCGGCGGCGUCAGGGAGCGCGUGAACAAAUGGCAAAAAACGAACGCCGCAGCCAUGGCCUCGGCUGAUCCCCUGGCACCCCCCAGCGAGCCUACCGAGCUGGCCUUCCCGGGUGACACGGAGAGCGUCACCGAAGAGGACCGCGUUCGCAUCAAGUUGCGGCAGAAGCGAAUGUCGGCACCGAAAAUGUCGACCCCAAAGAUCGAAGUACACAAUGACGGCCCGCCCGACGAAAAGGACGAGACCGUCGAGGACCUCCCCGGCGGAGACGCCAAGCUGGCACCCAAGAAGCGAGUCGUUAGCGACGACCAUUGGAUGGCGCAGAAGAGAAAGAAGAGCCCCACGAGAGCGAAAUCGCCGAGAACCAAAGACGCCAGCCCAAGUCCCACCCCAAGCCCUUUGCCAAAGGGGUUUGUGCAAAAGACACCCAUCCAAGCACCCAUCUCCAAAAAGAUCCAGGACUGGGUAGCAAAGGUGGAAAUGCCAGAUCCCCCACCGGUCAAGCAACACCGGGCUGCAAAGUCAACAGACUCGCUCGACGGCAGCAGGAUACAGGCAAGACUCAAGGAGCUUCAAGAGAGACAAGCUACGUUGCCAAAGAAGGCGAUGGACGACGACGGCAUCAGAGUUACGCCGAUACGAACGAAGAAGCUCGAUGAUGACGGAAUCCGCGUCAGGCCAUUAAAGACACCAGCAUCGGAAGGGUCUGGCGUCAAGACACCGAGGCCGCAAAGCACAGGCGCCAAAUCCCGCGAGCGUAGUCGCGGGGGCAGCGCGAGGCACGAGUCGGCGGACGAGAUUGUGGUGGUUGAAGAGGACGAGACCGCCAUCGAGGUCACAGAAGAUGCCGAGUCUAGUGUGCCGGCAACACCAACGCGGAAACCGUCAAAGGCUCGCAAAGUGAGCCACAAGAAGAAGGCGCCUCCACCGUCAGACGACAAAUCCUGGGUCAGCACCUCGGAAUCAGCAGUCAAGACAGGGCUGGACAACUCGGAUCUUGCCCCAAGCUCGCUGACCAGCGCCCCGGGUGCGAAGCCCCUGGCAGACAUCCCCGUGGGAUUCUCUGCUUUCAGUGAGCUAGAUUUGCCUCUCAAUAAGACGAGGCAAAAGGCACAGCGCAAUCCCAGCUUCAAGGCUGCCGAUGUACUCAAGAAGGUGGUCACCGGCGGCAAGAAGAUCCUGCACGAUGCCGUUGAGCCUCCAAGGCAGCCAGUCGCCAACCAGCCUCCCAGUAUUGAGAAAUGGCUCAACGGGACGGUCGAUCCCUUCGUUGACGAGCCGGCGAAGAAGGAGGAGUCGCCCGCGCAGGCCCCCAAGAGGAAAGCGUCCGAGAGCAAGCCCGUCGAUAAGACAAAGACGCAAGAUACCCGUAGACGAUCAUCGGCCGAACCCCGUCAGCGAAAGCCUUCCCUUCCGACUCAGACUGAGCUUUCGGAAUCCACUGGGCUCACCGAGUCCACCCAGACAACACAAACAACUGACAUGACUCAGACUACACAAUCAACGGAUUGGACAGAGUCAACCCUAUCUUCGACUGACCUGAGCGCGUCAACCGAGAACGACGAAAAUGUGGCACCUAGGAAUGUCGAAGAAAAGCCCAAGGAAAAGCCAAAGACACCAACUUCUGCUGGCGCCGCUGGCCUUCGUCGGAGAGCAGCUACGAGGAGCUCGCCGUCCCCGGCGAAGUCAGUCAAGAAGCCGUUCCGCGAGAUCCUCAAGGAGGCCUUCAGGGGAGAGUCCACUGGCCACCAGACUCCGCCUUCCAAGUACAUUAGCGAAGAAGAGCGGAAGCUGGAGCUGGAUCAGGAGUAUGAUAGUCCCGGAGAAGAUGACGAAUCCAGGCGAACCAUGCGCCGCCGCUCUUCUGGAUCUAGCCGGACCUACUCCGAUCGAACAUUUACUGACGAUUGGACGUACGAUGAUGAGUCCUCGGUGGCACCCCGCCGGAAGCCGCCAACGAACGGCGUACACGAGUUGUCCACGAUUCUCGGGUCUGCCGACACUCAUAGCACCUAUGAUUCGGACAUGACAUCGGUAUUGUCCGAAACCACCAUCACGCAGACUACGGGGCUUACAAGAAGCAACGUUUCGCGGCGGCGGAGCAAUAAAUCGGGUCUCAAAAGAAGGCUGACUAAACACUCUGAUCUCGUGUCAGUUCUGUCUUUGCCAGAUGAAAGCCAGGUGCCAGGUAGCCUCCGGAGCAUCAAACCUAGGGCGAGUGUAAGAAAGGCUGCCAGCGUACGAAGAGCCAAUGCUCGUCCAGACACGGUUACAACAAAGGACCUCAUGAAGGAGUUCACAGAUGACGAGAACUUGUACCAGCGGGAGCUCAAGACGCUGGUCGACGGCGUUGUCCCCGUCCUACUCUCCACCGUCCUUCACGAGGGCUCAGCCAGUGCCGUCGAUCUCUUUGGCCCCGAGUCCCCUGGCCGUAAGGCAAACAGCAUGUCGAAAUCUGUCGUCAACAUGGGAGUUGCACUGGAAAAACUAAAGACCGCCCAUAAGAGGGCAUCUCAUACGGAUAUCGAUCGGCUCAUUUCCUGGCUGCACACCGCCUCUCCCAUAUACGAUAGCUACCUGGACGCGUGGCGCCUUGGAUUCCAAGAUCUCGUCGUCAACCUGGCUCCUGCUGCCGAUCGCCUCGACGACGAGGAUUCCCUCAUCGGUGCACUCCCGCGCAACGCCGAAGGCGACGUCGUUAACGAAGACGGAGAGAGAGUCGACGUUGCGCAUUUGUUGAAACGGCCCUUGCUUCGCAUCCGGACUCUUGCAAAGCUCACCAAGGUACGAUUUCCCACUGCAUUGAAACGAGCUUCACUAACCGUAAAUCAGGGCCUUCAUGCCGCUGUCGGCUCGUAUGAUACACUUGCGCUGGUUGGCGACUACGACAUGUUGCAAGAGAAAGCCAAGCGUCGCCACAGGGAAGAGUCUGCGCGGCUGGCUGACGAGGACGCCAUUAACACCGACACGAGCAGAAUCCGUAAUCUGCGGACACUCGCACCGAUGGAAGCCGUCAAAAUCGACCCCAAGCGGCAGGUCAGCGCAAAGGACCUUUUCUCCCUCAGCCUCGCACAUUCCAAUGGACAACGCCUCGAGUGCCAGGUCGAACUCAUCCACCGCGACCUUCCUGGCGCGAACAACGACAAGGGCGACUUGCUCAUCCGUGAGACUGGCAGCGGCCGCCGUACAUGGCUUCUCUUCCCUCCCAUGCCCAUGACUGUGAUCUCAGCCCGCCGCGGUGACGCAAAAUUCGAGCUCGUUCUCAUGGUGUCGGGCUCCCACAACGGACGGCACUGGUACGAGCUGCUGAGCCUCGUCACAGACAACAAUGACCAAGUGGAAGACUGGCUUGACAUUGUUGGCACGUCGCCCAUGCCACCAAAGGAGCGGCUGCCGGUUGUCACUGAAGAGAGCCUCCCCGACUCGCCGCAGCACCGUACCGAUAUCCCUGUGGGCGGCAAGUUGCACGGAUCAUCAUCGAGAGACUUGUCGUCUCCAGAGCCAUACGCGCCCAAGCGAUCGGUUUCUAGUCGCUACCACAACCGCGGCUCAAGCAUGCCGACCACUCCCAUCCGCCGCAGCCCCUCUCCAGACAGAACCCCUACACAAGACUCGUACGAUGAGGAGGACAGACACAGAGCUGCGCCAAAUACGACACCCUACCGCGCGGACGGCGCUCCUCCUCCUCCCAUUCACCGCUCUUUGAGCCCUAAGCCCCCCAAGCUGUCGCCACCUGUCGACCUUGGCGGCUCUCGUGUGAAGCGUCGGGGAUCCUCACCUCUGAAGCACGAAUAUCUGCCUUCUGAAGAAUCAUCCGAUACGACUCGGUCCGUCACAGAGACCGACCUCUCAGAAAGCGAGACAGAGACAGAAUCCGACUACACGUCAUCCGAGUCCGAAGAUGACUUUGACGAUGACAUCCCCGAGACUGAGGUUGGCUUCAGCAUUAGAGAGCCCGAGCACCAGCCGCGCGAAGAACGGGAGCGAGAGAGAGAGGAGUUUGUCGACUCCUUCAAGCAAGAGUCCAUGAUCUCGCAGUCAUUCGUUCAAGAGUCCAUGGUGUCUGAGUCGGUGUGCAGCCUGACGCCGUCCAACUCGGCGUCGCAAGCCGGUCUUCAUGGCCGCAAAAUGAGUGCCUCGGAGAGCUACACCAAAUAUAUUGCUUCCAUCUCGUACUGGAACGAGAAGAAGGGCCAGUGGAAGGACAUUUCCCUGGAGCCCUGCUCCAUUCAGGUGACGGCCGGUGUCAUUGAGGGCUACUCUCUAGUCAUGAGCCUCGGAGGAGAGCCCGACAUCCCUCUUGUUUCUCUCGAGCUUACGCCCCUCGUCCUCCUCCGCCAGUCUACCGUUGUCGACCUUGAAAUCCGCUCAGCCGUCAAGGACAAUUGCAAGAACAAGGAUAUUGGUGGGGGCAACUUCCGUUUCCGCUGCCCAUCGGCUACGGAAUGCUACAAUCUAUACAUGGCCGUUCACCAUGCCCGCCUCAACAACCAAAAGUUUAUUCAGCUCGAGAACGAGGCACGCUAUCAGUCCUUCGGCCAGAGACCCUCGGAAGAUACCGAGGACAACAGCAGUCGUCGUCGCAGCUGGUUCGGACGCAAGAACAGCUACCGCGCAUCGACCCGCGCUCCAUCCCAAUCGCAAGAUGGGAGCACCCCCUCGUCGAGUCUGUCUGCCACGAGCUUCCUCAAGAGACUCACGCAAGGCAACGCUUUCAACAUUGCUCGCUCGUCCAUCGACAAGCAGGGCCAUUCCUCCAAUAACAACAGCCUCUACGGAUCCGGCUCGUCUUCCGAUGGCUACCCCCGCUCACCAUCCAUCAGCAUGUACUCCAACUCCAUCCGCAGUCCUCUGUCAUCCGACAAUAUCAAGAUUCGCCUACACCUGCUUGUCAGCUCCAACAAGUGGGAGGACUACGGCAACUGCAUCAUCCAGAUUCGCCGCCCGCCGCCGGGCUGGCACCAAGACCUACGCGCAAACCACGGCCUCGAAAAGCGCGUCACGGUUACAACUAUGCCCAAGAAAUCAGACAAGGCGCGCAUCAUUCUCGAUGCCGUGCUGGGCAGCGGCUGCUUCACUCCUAUGGGCAGUCGAGGCAUCAUCUGCGGUAUCUGGGAGGAGAUCCGCGAUGAGAGAGGCGAGAUUGGCGUGGCGCCCAAGACGGGUGGCGCCGCCGGCUCGGUCAAAAAGUGGUGUUUCCAGUGUUCCAGCGCCUCGGAGGCCUCGUGGGUGUUGAGGCUCGUCCACCAGGAGGUCGGCGUGGAACUUCGGGACUAA